Scutellospora calospora is the source of this 1281-nucleotide messenger RNA. The record is from the annotation of a GenBank genome assembly. NCBI's taxonomy places the organism in Eukaryota, Fungi, Glomeromycota, Glomeromycetes, Diversisporales, Gigasporaceae.
UCGACAAAUUCUACUGUGCAAACUGCCUUGUUUUACGUGAAAUUUCGUGCUGUCGCUCCAAAACUGAAGGAAUUAGUGCAUGAGGUGGAAAAACGGUGUCCUGCACAUCGAGAAUAUAAUUCUUUGUUAAAUGAUUGCUAUAAUGCGUACUUUUCUGUACGACAACAGUUACUUAUCCCUGUGAUAUACGCAAAGAUUUUGGAGCUGAGUUCUGACGGGCAAGAUAUCUUGACAUUUGCGCGAAACGGAUAUGCAUAUAUGUUGAACCUUUGUUCAGAUGAAUAUUCAUUAUUUUAUAACUUUUUUUCAACGGGUGAAGACGACUUAUAUGGAAACUUGGAUUUAUUAUGCAGUUACAUGUACGACUAUCUUCGUCCUCGUAUUAUUCAUGAAAAUAAUAUUGAGGUUUUAUCAGAACUUUGUACAACUCUUCAAGUACAUCUAAAUCAAGAUACUGAAACGAUUGGAGAGAAAGAAGGACAAGGGCUGCAAUUCAGUCACUUAAUACGUAACGUACUUCAAGAUGCUCAACAACGACUUGUAUUUCGUGUUCAAACAUAUAUUCGAAGCGAAAUACAAAAUUUUAUCCCAAACCCGUCAGACGUGAACUAUCCCACUAAGUUAAAAGAAUUAAGUGACACACCGUCAUCCAAUGGCAUCGCUGAACCUACUGAAAUUCAACGACCAACUUCAUCGCCAGCUAUACUAGCGGUUCAACAAGAUAACGAUGAUGUUGAAUCUAUGAAAACAGUAUCUUCAACAUCCUCAACGAAUGUUAUCGAUACUGGAGAAUUAUACCGUGGAUGGUUCCCCACAUUGCAACGCACUUUAUGGAUACUGUCAAAACUUUAUCGGUGUGUUAAUCCUACAAUAUUUGAUGAUAUUGCUCAAGACGUUGUUGAUUUAUGUUUGCAAUCUCUGUUAACUACAAGUGAAAUAGUAGCAAAAGAGAGCAAACUUGAUGGACAGCUUUUCUUAAUAAAACAUCUCCUAAUACUUAAAGAUCAAAUAGCUUCAUUUGAUACGCAAUUUAUACACGAAGAAAAAGAUUUGGAUUUUUCACAAAUAACGAAUGCACUUAGUGAAAUAUUACAAAAUAAAUAUUCAAUUCUUAGCCCAACCACUUUAUUUGGUUUGGCAUCAAAAGGCAUCCCAAAAGUUGUCGAGAAUAGGAUUGAUUCAAAACAAGAAGUCGAUAAAGAGCUGAAACAUAUAUGUGAAGAGUUCAUCAUGGAUAGUUCCAAAGCAGCUAUUGAACCAUUAUCAUCGUUCUUAAUGAAG